AUGUCCCCAAACAUAUUUUCUCCUUUAGGUUUCAAAAUGGAGAUGAAGUAUCAACAGAAAAUUGAGUCGGGCCGCUGGUGUAAGUUUUCAGAAAGCACUGUGGUACAUGAGGACAUCCCACCUGAUCCUUCACUGGCCUCUGAAUACAUAGACAUAGGAACUUGUCAUGUAGGCACACAGUUCUCCAAGUUUUGGUCACUGCAUGAGGUGACUCCAUUACACACAGAACAAGUCUCACACGGAAUGAACCAUGUGGAAGGGGGUUGGCCAGAAACAAUCAGUGCUGACAAUGAUGAGCUGACUCUACGCUACAGAAAGAAAGUGCAGAAGGAUGAGUCUUAUCAACACACAGUUAUGGAGACUGUUUCUGCUGUGGAAAAUUACAAGCAGAAAGUCCUUGAAAAGUCCCAAGUUUAUUUUAAAGAUAACAGAGUGGUGGUCAAAAGGGAGGACAUGGCAUCAGCAAGGAUCAUAAAUGUGCUCAGAGACCCCAAAAAAGAGAAGCGUGCAGCCACCAGCUUGUCCUGGCACCCGGUUGAUAAUCAUAAACUAGCUGUGGCCUACUCUUGUGUGGAAUUUCAGAGAGCAUCCAAAAACAUGAGCUCUGACUCCUAUAUAUGGAACAUUGAAAACAACAAAAAGCCAGAGAUGACCCUGAAAUCUGUGUCUCCGCUUGUUUGUCUAGAGUACAACCUCAAAAAUAUUAGCAUCCUUAUUGGGGGAAGCUACAAUGGACAGAUUGGCUAUUGGGACACACGGAGUGGCAGCCAACCAGUACAGGUGUCCGCCAUUGAACAUAGCCAUAAAGAUCCUGUCUACAAAGUCAUCUGGCUGCAGUCAAAGAUAGGCACUGAAGCUUUUUCAGCUUCUACAGAUGGUCAGGUACUGUUCUGGGACAUUCGUAAUAUGAGUGAGCCCACCAAGCAGCUCAUUUUGGACCCCGCUAAGAGUAAAAACCUUAACAAUGCAUUGGGUGCAUUCUCAAUGGAGUUUGACAACACUAUGCCCAAAUUUUUAGUGGGCACAGAACAGGGGCUUGUGGUCUUGUGUAAUCGCAAGUUAGAGACCACAGAUGAGCCGAUUGUUUGCACAUACAGCGGUCACCAUGGCCCAGUUUACGCCGUGCAGAGGAACCCUUUCUUCCCAAAAUACUUCUUGACUGUGGCCGACUGGACGGCCCGCAUCUGGUCAGAGGACAUCAGAUUGUCUUCCAUCAUGUCGACCAAAUACCACACAAGCCAUCUGUUAGAUGGCUGUUGGAGUCCAGUUAGACCCGCUGUCUUCUUUACAGUGAAGAUGGACGGCACGUUGGAUGUGUGGGACAUAUUGCUUAAACAAAAGGACCCAGUUCUCAGUCUCAAAGUUUGUGACGAAACUCUGUACAGCAUCCGUGUAAAAAAUGACAGCCCUUUGAUGUGCUGUGGUUCUCAGUUGGGAACAGUCACGCUGCUGAAGAUGUCACCAAACCUCUGCACCCUGCAGAGUAAUGAGAAGGGACUUGUCUCAGAGAUGUUUGAACGUGAGACUAAAAGAGAGAAGAUUCUUGAAGCUUUUUACAAAGAAAGGAAUCAAAUGAAACAGAAGUACCCUAAAGAGGAUGAAGAUGGAAGAGCAGAAUUACAGGAACUGCUAGCCGAAACAGAGACUGAGUUUUUUGAGACUAUUGAUGCGGAGAAGAAGAAAAUACAGGAUGAGAAGAAAUAAAAAAAGGAAAACAGUGUGUGGAGGCAUCCAUGAAUAACACUUCUUCUAAACAUGCCAAAAAAGGAGCCGCUUUCAUUUGCAAAUAAAGUUUUACAUGUUUCUAUCUAAAGUUAAUUGAAAUAGGCACCAAAGUCGUUUGUCCUUUCUAUCCCACACCACCUUUUUAAAUAUGUAUUUUUUUCCA
This is a messenger RNA of Danio aesculapii, 1888 nucleotides long. RefSeq names its product dynein, axonemal, intermediate chain 2a (gene dnai2a). Bases 1 to 1704 code for a protein of 567 amino acids. The record is from RefSeq and is a predicted model, not a curated record. Gene Ontology annotation, biological process: cilium movement; outer dynein arm assembly. Gene Ontology annotation, cellular component: outer dynein arm. Gene Ontology annotation, molecular function: dynein light chain binding; dynein heavy chain binding. NCBI's taxonomy places the organism in Eukaryota, Metazoa, Chordata, Actinopteri, Cypriniformes, Danionidae. The transcript has 12 exons.